This is a messenger RNA of Panicum virgatum (switchgrass), 1360 nucleotides long. RefSeq lists its product as uncharacterized. NCBI's taxonomy places the organism in Eukaryota, Viridiplantae, Streptophyta, Magnoliopsida, Poales, Poaceae. The transcript is spliced from 4 exons. Bases 71 to 976 code for a protein of 301 amino acids. The record is from RefSeq and is a predicted model, not a curated record.
UGGGACCAAGGUUCAAGGGUUAAAAACACAUGACUGUCACAUUCUGUUGCAAAGAAUCUUACCAGCUGCCAUGAGAGGGUUUUUGGACAAUGAUAUCUAUGAAGCAAUAGCAGAGUUAGGGAAGUUUUUCAGAGAGUUGUGCAGCAAAACCCUGAACAAGGAUGUGUUGGCUAAAAUGAAGGAAGAGAUCCCAAUGAUUUGGGUGAAGCUUGAGAAAAUUUUCCCCCCGGCUUUCUUUGAUGUGAUGAUGCACCUAGCUGUUCAUUUACCUGAUGAGGCAUUGCUCCGAGGUCCUGUGCAAUAUGGGUGGAUGUACCCAAUUGAGAGACGGUUGUAUACUUUGAAGCGCUAUGUGAGGAAUAGGGCACGACCAAAAGGUUCAAUUGCCGAGGCAUAUAUUGCUGAUGAAUGCCUGACAUUUUGCUCUAAAUACAUGGAAGGUGUUGAAACAAGAUUUAAUCGGGAACCAAGAAAUAUAGGUUUUUGUAAUGAGGAGAACUAUGGUGUGGAUGUUUUUGGCCAUGGAGUUCAUUUUACUUCUGCACCUGAACUUGUAUACGAUGAGAAUGGCUUUGAUCGAAUGGUGUGGUAUGUGCUUCACAACUGUAGUCAAGUUGAGCAAUAUGUGGAAAUGUUCAGAGAUGAACUAAAUAGAGGAGUGCCUAACAUUGAAAGAAUUAUUGGACAAGGAUUUCAGAAUUGGUUCAGGAACCAUAUCUUUAGGUUGCGGAAUACUGAUCAAGAGAUAGAUGAAGAUCUCUUUUCCUUGGCUUGUGGUCCUGAUUUUAUAGUCAAGAAAUACUCUUCAUGCGUUGUGAAUGGUGUGCGGUUUAACACUGUUGAUCGUGACAAGAACAAGAAAACACAGAACAGUGGAGUUAUGGUACAAGGUGAACAUAAUGGUCAGGUCAUUGAUUUCUUUGGAAUCUUGAAAGAGAUAAUUCAGUUACUCUAUAUUGGCGAUGAGAGAUACUAAGGAGGGGGCGAAUUGGCACGUUGUCCAGACAUUUGACCAUAGGCAUCUUUAUAAUGUAAAAGAAACUGAGGGCGGCAGCUUUAGUUCUCCUGCAUAUCAAGAGAAUGAGUGCUUUGAAGAGGAUGGUACACAACACCCAAUUUCAGACAAAACUUGUGAUACACCUCUAAAUAGAGAUGAUGAACAAGGCGCUAGGUUUGAAGCUGCUGAAAUUUCUAGGUUGGUGAUGGAAAGAAACCGAGAAGUGCAUGAGAUAGAUGGCGAAGACGAAGACGAUGACACAUUGUUGGAGUACUGCAGCGAUGAUGAAGGAGGUGCUGCACUGGAGGUUGACAGUGAUGAUGAAUAGCUACUUGUUCAGUUUGCAAUUAUCUAGUGUAUGAA